AUGUCAUCCGACUCUCAUCACCGCGACACUAUAUUUCCCGGCUCACUGCCCGUCGGCAUUCAUCCCGUCGCCCAACAUGGCGUAGAGCUAGCCCAACCCAGCGUCCUCCCUUUCAAUCUCCCUAUCGUUCCCACACCUAUUCCACAGAAACGCAUAAAGCAAAACGUAGAAGCAUGUAACGCAGUCCUCGUAUUGCGUGAAUCGCCUUGGAAGACGUAUGAGCAGUUUCUCGAAUUGAAUUUUGGUACGAACCAGGAUAUGCCAAUACUAAGGAUAAAAACGGUACUUCCUAAUGACCCAGAUUCAAGUCUAGCAAUCAUGAAAAACUUCUCUAGCUAUGACCAGAUACGUGCCAUCCGGCGGAUCGAGCAUCCACACUUCCUCACAGCACUGCGGAUAUUCCAUACGGAGAGCACAUAUCACGUAGCCUUUGAGUUUAUGCCGUUAUCGCUCCUGGAGCUGGCCGGUAGCCCGGAGAUUGACGAGGAUUGUCUAGCCGCCAUAGUGGGCCAGGUCCUUGAUGGACUUUCUUAUUUGGAAAGGGAAAAAUUGGAACAUGGCCAACUAACGUCAUCCAACAUCCUCAUUAACCUAGACGGCAGCGUAAAGAUUUGGGGUUAUGAGGGAGUCCGAGUUAUUUCGAGUUCACGAACGGAUAUUCGAGCUCUCGGCGUUAUCAUAAUGGAACUGAUGCAAGGGUAUACAAAAGAGGAUGGCGCGGUCGGCGUAGAUGAUCUGGAGCGUUGGCCAUCGGAUUUUGCUGCCGUGGAUUUCCUGUCGGCAACCACAUGGGCGUCGGGGGUGGGCCAAUUAAUUGAGGCAAGAUUAUCGUCAUAUAACUAUACCACCAUGAUUUCAUGCCGGCUAAUAUGGUAUAGCACCCACUCAUAA
Hypoxylon trugodes is the source of this 891-nucleotide messenger RNA. RefSeq lists its product as uncharacterized. Gene Ontology annotation, molecular function: protein serine/threonine kinase activity; ATP binding. The transcript has 4 exons. Lineage: Eukaryota; Fungi; Ascomycota; Sordariomycetes; Xylariales; Hypoxylaceae. The coding region runs from base 1 to 891 and encodes 296 amino acids. Gene Ontology annotation, biological process: protein phosphorylation. Gene Ontology annotation, cellular component: cytoplasm. The record is from RefSeq and is a predicted model, not a curated record.